UUCAUCCCUUAAAGAUUUUGAGAAAAUUAUAACUCGAAUUACUCGCUCUCAAAAGAUUGACCCUAACGGAGAUACCAUUUAUUAUCUUCAAGAACAUAUAAAUUACUUAAACUGGCAAAUUAGAAGAUGUAAUAAGGAAUCUCAUAUCAAUCUUUUAAACCAAGAAAUACAACAAACCCAAAAUCUUAAAGAGAAAUUAAGACUAAAGGAGAUUACAAUUGAAAAAGCCAAUCAAGAGUUAGACAAACUACGAAAAGAA
This is a messenger RNA of Dentiscutata heterogama, 259 nucleotides long. The record is from the annotation of a GenBank genome assembly. Lineage: Eukaryota; Fungi; Glomeromycota; Glomeromycetes; Diversisporales; Gigasporaceae.